ACAAAUUAUCUCCCCAUUAAAAUUUCCAUACCAUUUAUUAAUUAAUCAAUUAUUUAUUCUUUAUACACAUACACACACACACACAGACACACACACACACACACACCACUACUCUCUUUCAUCUACUUUAAUAAUUCGAAAAAAUAUUUUUCAAUUUAAAUCCUUACUAUUAAUUGAGGAUUUAAACUACUACUAUACUUAUUAUCAAUUCUUACUACUAAUUAUCAACCCUUACUACUAUACUUAUUAUCAACCUUUACUACUAUACUUAUUAUCAACCCUUACUACUAUACUUAUUAUCAACCCUUACUACUACACUUAUUAUCAAUUCUUACUACUAAUUAUCAACCUUUACUACUAUACUUAUUAUCAACCCUUACUACUAUACUUAUUAUCAAUUCUUACUACUAAUUAUCAACCUUUACUACUAUACUUUUUAUCAACUUUUACUACUGUACUUAUUAUCAAUCCUUACUACUAAUUAUCAACCCUUACUACUAUACUUAUUACCAAUCAAAAGAAAAAU
Molecule: messenger RNA, 526 nt
Organism: Loa loa (African eye worm)
Lineage: Eukaryota; Metazoa; Nematoda; Chromadorea; Rhabditida; Onchocercidae
Exons: 1
Source: RefSeq, a predicted model, not a curated record